Molecule: messenger RNA, 840 nt
Organism: Arachis stenosperma
Lineage: Eukaryota; Viridiplantae; Streptophyta; Magnoliopsida; Fabales; Fabaceae
Product: protein MAIN-LIKE 1-like
Exons: 3
Coding region: 1-840 (279 amino acids)
Biological process (GO): meristem maintenance; meristem development
Source: RefSeq, a predicted model, not a curated record
AUGCCUGGAUUAUACCAUCUUGUGAGACUGAACAAUAGAUGGUUCAGAUUGGAUGAGCCCCUCGUCAGUGCAUUUGUCGAGCGAUGGCGACCGGAGACGCACACGUUCCAUAUGCCGUUCGGCGAGUGCACGAUCACACUACAGGACGUGGCGUACCAGUUGGGGUUGCCCGUCGAUGGAUGCUACAUCAGUGGUUGCCUGACGGAUUUCCACCUAUACAUCCAGGGUGGCCGUCCAGCCUGGGAGUGGUUCCAGGAGUUGCUUGGUGUGUUACCUCCUGCGAACCAAAUUCAGAAGUUUGCAGUGAAUUGCACCUGGUUCCAGGAGACUUUUGGAGAGUGCCCCGUGGGAGCUGACGAGGAGAUAGUGAGGCACUAUGCUCGUGCCUAUAUCAUGAUGCUGUUGGGCACUCAGCUAUUUGCCGACAAGUCUGGCAACUGUAUUCACAUCAGAUGGCUACCUUAUGUGGCUAGGCUUGAGGAGAUGGGUUGCUACAGCUGGUCGGCAGCACUAGCGUGGUCAGGUCAUAAUCCUUCCAGUAGCGAGAAGGGACCUCGAGUGCAGAUGUGGAGGCUGAGGAUAGACCUGUUACAGGCCAAGGAUUUUAUCUGCAUGCCGUAUAGCUCUCCCGACGUACUUCAGGUUGUGCAUCCGGAGGUGUUGGAGCCUCGUCAUACGAUAUUAUGGCGGUGUGUGACGGCAUUGAUAUAUUUUACCAUCAUAGAGUGGCAUCAGAUUGAUAGGGUGUUACCUCAGUUCGGCGGAGUACAUCCCCGCCCCCAGCCCGCCCUGAACAUCGACUUCCUGAUGUCGAAGGAUGGUAGAGGCGGUGAUCAUUGA